AUGAGAGUGGGGAUGUGUGGUCUGGCAAGCUAUGCCAACCACUACACCUCCAUCUUUCUGAGAGCAGGGAUGUGUGGUCUGGCAAGCUACACUGACCACUACAUCUCCAUCACUCAUGAGAGCAGGGAUGUGCAGUCCAAUAGAUCAAGUAGAAACAGCACAAGGAAUUAUCAGUAUAGGCUGUUUUGGAGAAGCCUUACAGACAAACAUGUGUACAGAGAUCCACUGUGCAAGAACCCCUAUAAGUGCAUUGCCCCUGGAUUAGGGCACACAGCAGGAUCACACCUUUCUUCAGCCCACCAUCAACCAAUUAUUCAGUCAACAAAUCAAGAUAUGUCUAUGCUGUCAGGAAGUGUUAGUGGGGGAGGAAUGGCUUCCGGAGGAGAGAAUAUGCCACCUGUGAGCUCAUUGGCUUGCCUGAUGCAUGGGAUGAAGGAGGCCGGGCCAGUGGAAAGGGUGAUGAUCAGAGAGAUCAUGCAGGAGGAAGUGAUGCUGGAGGGGUGGAACUUUGAUCUGGUGGCCAUGCAUGGGCAGUAUACCUAUACCCCUGAGCCUGACAUAACAACCACCAAUGCUGCUACGGACACAACCAGCACAAACAAUGCCACUGAGCUUUUGAACAGCAUGGUGUUCAACUAUGAAGACAAGAUUUAUCUGUGCCAGCACAAGAUCUGCAUGCAAACUGCUGGUGAAUGCUGCUGCAACACUAUGCUCAAGCUCUGCAUGGGAGUGGGCAACAUCAGCUGGUACUGUGUGGGGUGCAGGAGGGGCAUCCAGAGAUCAAUUGGAUAUUAUACUCACUCCAGUGGUAUUGGCAAGUGGGCCCAUGAUGGUGUGAAUGCUGCCUUCCUCACAGGCACUGCUGUGGCAGGCACUACAGCACCUGCUGGCUCUAGCAGCUCCUCAAGCUCCACCGGUAACUCUACCACCCCCAACUGA
Dacryopinax primogenitus is the source of this 939-nucleotide messenger RNA. RefSeq lists its product as uncharacterized. Lineage: Eukaryota; Fungi; Basidiomycota; Dacrymycetes; Dacrymycetales; Dacrymycetaceae. The coding region runs from base 1 to 939 and encodes 312 amino acids. The transcript is spliced from 6 exons. The record is from RefSeq and is a predicted model, not a curated record.